AUGGGUCGUACUAUAGAUAAAAGUUCUAUUCAUUAUGUUGAUUUUUAUUCACCAUCGAAUUCAGUCUUUUUUGUUGAAGAUCGAAAAAAAUUCGAUUUAAAAGAAUCAUUAAGCACAUCGAAUUACGAAAAGGAAGAUAAACUUCUUUAUCAUCCUAGUGAUACUUUAGAUAACAAACGUGCCAAUGAUGAUGUAUCAGGUGUUGGAGAUAAACCAAUCUACAUACCAAAGCCAACGACAGCACAGUCAUUAAUUAAUAAGUAUGUAUAUGAAGAAGAUUGCGAAAUCAAAUUAUCUUGUGUAUCUACUCUUCAACAUCGUCGAAAGGUUUCUUCAAAAAAAAAGGAUGAUCUUUUGCAAGAAUCUAAAACCGAUGCUUUUAAACAACAGCAAACACGAAAAAAAGAUGUUCAAAAAGACAUCGUCAUUAAGAGACCAUUUGUUUGCAAUGAACUGGGCUGUGAGAAGAGUUAUGUAAAAGCGCAAAGUUUAAUGAUUCAUAAAAGAUCACAUACCGGGGAGAAACCUUAUGUAUGUACGAUAAAAGACUGUGGAAAAAGAUAUAGUCGAUUGGAUUCUAUGAAAGAUCAUGUUAGAACACAUGAAGGGAAACUUUACAAGUGUGAUAUACCAGGAUGCGACAAGAGUUAUUAUUAUUCUUCUCAUUAUCUACGACACAGAAAAAUUCAUUUUGUGGAGAAAAUUUAUAAACAAAAACAAAAGAUUGUAGUAAAAAGGCAUAAGUGUAUUGUUCCUAAAUGUGAGAAAGCAUAUGAAUUUGCCAACGGUUUGACAAGACACAUGUAUUCUCAUUCAAAAGAAAAAUUCAAAUGUGAUUAUCCAGGAUGUACAAAGAAAUUCACAUAUCCUGAAGAUAUUAAGAGACAUAAGAAGACUCAUGGGGUUAUUUCCCUACAUCGUGAUGAACCCCGGUGUAACGAAUCUUUUAAUCGGUCAUCCAACUUGGCGGAUCAUUAA
Molecule: messenger RNA, 978 nt
Organism: Funneliformis geosporum
Lineage: Eukaryota; Fungi; Glomeromycota; Glomeromycetes; Glomerales; Glomeraceae
Source: the annotation of a GenBank genome assembly